AUGCUUAACCUUCCCACGACAUUUCUUUUCUCUGGUGGUGGAAGUGGUGUUCUACAAGGAACUACUUGUGAGGCCAUCUUGUGCACACUAACCGCGGCGAGGGACCAAAUGAUAGACAAAAUUGGGAGAGAAAACAUAGGGAAGCCUGUUGUUUAUGGAUCUGAUCAAACCCAUUCUGCUGCAUUUGGGUUAUCUCCCGAUUCACUAAGGUCAGCAAUUCAAUCAGAUAUCAAAUCUGGGUUAAUUCCAUUUUUUUCCUGUGCCACUAUAGGGGCUACUUCAUCCAAUGCGGUUGAUCCAUUGGGGCCAUUAUGUGAUGUAGCAAAAGAUUAUAAUAUAUGGGUUCAUAUUGAUGCUGCAUAUGCAGGAAGUGCAUUUAUUUGCCCAGAGUUUCGCCAUUUUCUUCGUGGUAUUGAGGGUGCUCACUCAUAUAGCCUCAAUGCACAUAAAUGGUUCUUCACCACUUUGGAUUGUUGUCGUCUUUGGAUAAAGGAACCAAGUGCCCUAAUCAAAGCUCUCUCAAAUGAUCCGGAGUAUUUGAAGAACAAGGCUUCUGAUUCAAAACAAGUGAAGAUUCCGAGCAAUGAAGCUAUGGCUUGUGCUCAGAAGCUAGGAGCAUCAAACCUCAGAAACUUCAUAAGGGGUCAUGUAAAAAUGGCUAAACAUUUUGAACGGCUCAUAGCUGUGGACAAGAGUUUCGAGGUCAUGGUUCCUAGAAAUUUUGCAAUUGUUUGUUUUCUGGUUUUGCCAUUAAUGCUGGGAAAUCCAAAGCAGAAGCUUUUAGGUGGAGAAGAAGCAAAUGAAUUCAACAGAAAAUUUGGAAUCCAUUAA
This is a messenger RNA of Ilex paraguariensis (yerba mate), 831 nucleotides long. NCBI's taxonomy places the organism in Eukaryota, Viridiplantae, Streptophyta, Magnoliopsida, Aquifoliales, Aquifoliaceae. The record is from the annotation of a GenBank genome assembly.